AUGACGAUCACAGCUGGUCUCAUCUAUGUCUCUGCAGCUCUGCUCAGUAUCACAGGUACUCUAUGAACAACCAUUAAGUACAAUAUAUUCUGAGAUGUUAAUCGAUCUGUGAGAUGAUGUGUGAUUUGUACCUUCCACAGGUGUAAUCCAUGGAGGUGACGUCGAUCAGGACCUCCAGAUUUGGGGGAAAGAGGGUCAAAAUGCUACGAUGGCCUGCAGUCACAAAAAAGAUGCAACUUAUUUCCAGAUGUACUGGUUCAGACAGCUGCCAGGGAAGAGGAUGGAGCAGGUAGUCCUCACAACCACAUCUCCACCGUAUGACUAUUUCCCCGGCUUCAGUAAGGACAAAUUUCCUGCAGAGAGACAGUCCGUUCAGAACGGCUCUCUGACGGUGGUGAAGCUGCUGCCUGCAGACGGGGGAGUGUAUUAUUGUGCUGUAAGCAAACACAGUGAUACAAGUGGUUCAGGCAGAUGCACAAAUACCCCACUAAUGAAAAACAGACAUCAGAGAUUUAGUGAAACCUGAAGGGGGCGCUCCAAACCUGUAUGCAAGGUUGAAGAGUGUGUGUCCUCUUAUUAUACACCUAUUUUCAAUUUGAACCCAGUAACACAAGGUCAUUUUCACCACCGAGUAACAUCCACUCUUCUUCAGAAAAAAGGUGUAAAUGUUCUGGGACUGAGAAGACAAGGUUCCUGAGAGUUAAAUGAAACAUGAAGGUCUUCUCUGAAAGAGUUGUUGUCUGGAUAGCUUCUAAAAAUAUUGCAGAGGAUAUCAGGAAGUGAUAGAGGACUACAGCAGUGAAGACAUGAUGGUUCUGAUGCUGAAACAGGAGGAUGUUGUUCUUUGGCACCACCCACCUCAGUUUACUGAAACGAGGUCUUACUGAGGAGGAGUGAAGAAAUCACAGAUGAACCAACAUCUUAAAAACAGCUCUGACAGAAGAGAGUGACUUCAGGAUGAUCUGUGUCUGCUGCUUCGCUUUGAGUCUCUUACUGUUUUCAGGUCUUAACAUGUUUUUUACUGUCAAAGAGGUUCAGGAGAUAAAAAUGAUCAUGUUAAACUUCUGUCAGAUCUUUAUAAGUCAGUCUGAUCUUCUCCACAGGUUCCUCUGUGAGUGUCAAAGUCACACAGACUCCAGCAGAUCUGUUCUACACACCAGGAGACACGGCCAGAAUCAACUGUUCUCACGAUGAGAGUAGAUACGAUCAAAUCCUCUGGUAUAAGAAGACAAACGGCACACAGAUGCAGUUACUGGGAUAUAUGUAUUAUACAAAAGGAUAUCCAGAGGACAAAGUGAAUAUGACCUUUGAAGGUGGAGCGAGCAAAGACCAGAACUGCACAUUAAUCCUUGAAAAAGUCGACCUGAGCAGCAGUGCGGUGUAUUUCUGUGCUGCGAGUUUACACGGUGCUCUACAUCACUGCUCAUCAGUACAAAAACCUCCUCUUCAUAACAGCCCACAGACUCCUGCACCUGGAUCUCUUCCCUUCAAAGAGUUGUUAUGAACUUAAACAGACCUCCACAGAGCUGAACCAGACCUCCUCAUGGACCAAUCAUCCUCCAGACUUCAAUCAAUAAAACACUCCUCUUUGAGCAUCUCUCACCUUCUUCUUAACCUGUUCAAUAAUCACAUGAUUUGAUUUUGAAAUAACUCGCUCUCGUACUGAUGUGACCUCAGAGUAAAGUCAGAUAAUCAGCGACAGUCUGAGUUAUUUCUCUGUACUGUGUUUUAGCGUCUGUGUUGAGGUCAGAUCUUCUAAAUCUCUGACUCCUCCCCUCUCAGCUGAUCCUACAUCAGUUCAGUCUGCCCGUGAACGCAGACACAGAGAGACAGAUCAGGACAUCAUGAUCAGGAUCCUUCUGCUGCUUCUCCGCUUCUGUAGGUUUGAACUCAAACUCUUUGAUAAAAAUCCUUCAGUGUCACCCUAAUGUCACACCGCUGUCUCCUCUCUCUGUGUGCAGGUCAGUCACUGAGCUAUGAAGUCCAUCAACAUCCUCCGUCAAUCUUGGGAAGUCCUGAAAGUACUCAAGUUAUCAGCUGCAAUCACUCUGUCAGUACAUUGAAUGUGAUUUUGUGGUAUCAGGUGCCAACAGGUGACUCUAAACUCGACCUCAUUGGAUAUAUUCAGUAUAAAAGGGAUGUUUUGGAGGAGAAACACAAACCGCACUUCAACAUAACCGGAGAUGGCUCGAAGAGAUCUGAACUUCAUGUGCUGAAACUCAGACAGGAGGACAGCGGCGUGUUUUACUGUGCAGCGAGUACACAGUGA
Xyrichtys novacula (pearly razorfish) is the source of this 2269-nucleotide messenger RNA. The record is from the annotation of a GenBank genome assembly. Lineage: Eukaryota; Metazoa; Chordata; Actinopteri; Labriformes; Labridae.